GCUGGUAUGAUGGUGGAGGGUGCUUACAAGCACAUCUUUUGGACCCCAUGUUGUGUUCAUGCAUUAAACAAUGCAUUGAAAGACAUAGGAAAAAUAGAUUGGGUGAAGCAUGCGGUGGCAGAAGCUAGAGACAUUCAAAUGUUCAUUUGCAACCACCACACCUCACUUGCUCUCUUUAGAUCAUUUUCAAAGAAGGAGUUCCUCAAACCCAUUGAAACAAGGUAUGCUAGUUACUUCAUCUUGUUGGAGAGGAUGCUUGAGGUGCAUGAUCCUCUACAGUUGAUGGUGGUGAAUCCUGAGUGGACUAAAUGGCGGGAAUCAAACUCUACUGAAGGAAAAUCUACCAAACAAAAGAUCCUUGAUGACAAUUGGUGGUCCACUGUGAGAUACCUUUGCUCUAUCAUUUCUCCUAUUGUAGAUGUCAUCAGAUAUGCUGAUACAGACUCUCCUAGUCUUGGAGAGAUAUAUGAGACAUUUGACAGUAUGCUUGGGAAGAUUAAGCAAACAAUUUCGGAUAAGGAUCCUACUUUGGAGUUCUAUGAGCAGCAUAUCAGGCCCAUUGUGACACGAAGGUGGAACAUAAUGAACACCCCGCUUCAUAUGGCAGCCUAUGCAUUGAAUCCGAAAUGGUAUGCACCAAGGGAUGGAAGGGUGCUUCCAUGUGAUGAUGAUGAGGUUUUAGAUGAGUUCACACGGGCAAUUGAUAAGAUAUAUACAGAGGAGCAGGCUUCCAUACUUCGUGCACAAUUCCUUGACUUCACAAAUCUUCGUGGUCCUACAUUGAGUAAACCAUAGGCGAGGUUGGACAUAGCCAUAUUAGCCCAAAAAGACCCUAUUGGAUGGUGGACAUGGCAUGGGAGAGAUACACCACAAUUGAAAUCGCUUGCCACUCGCCUACUUUCACAGGUUGCUAGUUCCUCUGCUGCAGAGAGGAAUUGGUCCACAUAUGGCUUUAUCCACUCUAUCAAGAGGAAUAUACUUACCUCUAGACGAGCAGAGAAGCUAGUAGCUGUGCAUAGUGCUCUUCGACUUCAGGAUCGACAGACUCCAAAGUAUCGACAGACUCCAGCUUUGCGAUGGGAUGUUGCUCCCGAAGAUGUGGCCCAGGUUGAUGAGGAGGAGACAACACAGGGAUUGGUUGGGAUUCCAUUGGAUGAGGUGGAUGUAGACCAUGACAGUGGGAGCGACUCAGAGGACUCUGAUUUUGAUGCAAUGUUAGGAGAAGCAGUUUAGGGGCAGCAUUAUACUUUGCUUUUUUGUAUUUAGUUUCUGUUUUACUGAGUACUAUUUUGA
This is a messenger RNA of Cryptomeria japonica (Japanese cedar), 1293 nucleotides long. RefSeq lists its product as uncharacterized. The record is from RefSeq and is a predicted model, not a curated record. NCBI's taxonomy places the organism in Eukaryota, Viridiplantae, Streptophyta, Pinopsida, Cupressales, Cupressaceae. Bases 7 to 795 code for a protein of 262 amino acids. The transcript is spliced from 3 exons.